AUGCCAGAACACUCCACACACGCCAAUCUUCACACACUUCUUGAAGCCGUAGAUCGUAUCAGAUUUCAUGUGAUCAAACUGCAAGAAGCAACAAUCAGGAAGACCGGCAUAUGCCAACUAAACAACGGGAUCCUUGUGAUCCGUAGAGAAAAGGUCCCGGCACGAAAUGUCAGCGGCAAAGGCUUUAUCGUCCACCGUACUUUGUCCAUGUUCUCGACUCGUACGAGAUCAUUUUCCCGCGCAUUGCCGUCCUCUGUAUUCAACUGUUGUGUCAUUAAGAAAAUCACAGUCAUCAAUUGCUCCUCACCGACCGGUACUACUGAUGAGUACGAACUGGAUGCGUUCUAUUAUCAGCUGGGGGAAGUUGUCCACAAUGAUAAAGUGUAUUACAAAUUUGUUGUCAACGCCAGAAUAGGAACGGCCAACGAGAGCGAAUACAGGAUCGGGAAUUUUGGAUUGAAGGGCGAAGGAUAA
This is a messenger RNA of Angiostrongylus costaricensis, 474 nucleotides long. The record is from the annotation of a GenBank genome assembly. NCBI's taxonomy places the organism in Eukaryota, Metazoa, Nematoda, Chromadorea, Rhabditida, Metastrongylidae.